Thyridium curvatum is the source of this 3804-nucleotide messenger RNA. RefSeq lists its product as uncharacterized. Gene Ontology annotation, cellular component: site of double-strand break; nucleus. Gene Ontology annotation, biological process: double-strand break repair. Bases 1 to 3804 code for a protein of 1267 amino acids. Lineage: Eukaryota; Fungi; Ascomycota; Sordariomycetes; Thyridiales; Thyridiaceae. The record is from RefSeq and is a predicted model, not a curated record. The transcript has a single exon.
AUGGCGUCGCGCUCCUCGGCAGCAGCACAGCACUCACCCCACCAGCAACAGCGCAGCAGCACCACCACCACCGCCCCGGUCCUCGAGUACCUCUGCCUCUUCACCCACGACCUCAAGCGCAAGCAGAAGCGAUGGCAGGACGGCAAGCUGCGCUACCACGCCUUCAACGGCAAGGCCGUCGUCCACGACGAGCGCGGCAACCUCGUCGGCGACGCGCACGCGCACGACCCGCCCCGCGAGGGCGACGAGAUGCAGCUCGAGCGCGGCGGCGGCGUGCUGGUGCAGGUCGCGUCCGAGGUCGUCGGCGUGCAGCAGCAGGACCUGAGCGCCGUGGUGGACCGGCGCGUCGCGGAGCGGGAGGAGAGGGCGCGGGCCAAGGUCACGGCCGCGGCGGCGGCUGCGAGGAGCAGCGUCGGCAGGAUGGGGCGGCCGGCGACGGGGCCCGUGGUCGUGCAUACGCCUGUCCGGAGCAGCGAGGCGGACCACAUGCGCCACCGGCCGCUGGCCAGGGUGAUCGGGACGCCGACGGGGCACCACGGCCGGGCGCUGGUGCCGAGCGAGUCGCCGUUUGAGCAGCGGCAUCACCAGCAGCAGCAGCAGCAGCAGCAGAUCAGCAUGAACCACACGGCGGGCGAGGCUGUGACGCCGGCGUCGGUUGCACAGCCGGCGGCCAAGCGCAGGCGGUACGAGGACAGCCCGCCGAGUAAGGCCGGGUACGCGCAGAACCUGUUUGGCGCGAAGCUGAACCUGAGUUCCCAGCCGACGAGCUCGCUGCAGAGCCUACGGGCGGCGGCGUCGCAGAGGCGGAUUGCCGAGAGGGCGGCUAGGGCUGAGCACGAGGAGGAGGAGCGGGAGUUGGAUAAGGGUCCGGCGACGAGGCCGGCAGCCAGGGACUUUGGGCGGCCUGCAUUGGGUGCGAGCAGGUCGCAGGAGAUUGUCGUUAGUGAUGAUGAGGAGGAGGAUGCUGCGCCUGCAAGGGAGGUGUCUCGACAGGAGGCACGGCUUCCUGCGGCUCGACCGACUGUACGGCCUGUUGUCAAUAAGACUCCGAGAAGGAGUGCGGUUGGCCAGAUGGUCAGGCAGAGCAUUGACGCGGCUAUGCAGCAGCGCUCACAUGAGCCGAGCACCUCGCCGGGACAGUCCAUGCAGGGAGAGCGGAGGAAUCCGACAACUGAUAGGCAAGAAUCGCAACGGCCUCGAGCGCCUGACCCGAUACCGCCCGAGAGCGAGAUCAUCGAUAUUGACGCCGAUGAUGAGCCGGUUCCUCAGCCUUCGGUACCUGCUCGUCACGUCCCUGUCGCUCAACAGAGGAAGAGGAAUCAACUGCUCUCUCGGGCUACGAAUCGGGGAAAUGUGUCGAUUGGAGACGUCGAGAACACGUCUCGCACAGCCAAGGAUGCAGCUCCUAUUUCAGUCGAGCCAAAUGCCGGAGAAGACGGCCAGCAGGCGGCACAUGCUCCAGCUAGGGACGGACCUAGGACCGAGCUGCGUAUCAAGUCACGAAAGAAGCGCGGACUGCUGAUGGUCACCGAGAAGAUCGCUCCUCCGAAGCCAGCAUCUGAGAAGCCGAAGGCUCAGCCUGCGGAACGCGAAUCCUCCGAGACCCUUGACGCGGAGAAGUCGGAUCCUUUUGCGUCAUCCCCACCAGGACGGACAGGGGAGAUUGGACUUGACUCUGCCCCGGGUCGCGGAAGCAGGAAUAACAAUACGGCAGAGCCGAUUGGACAUCUUGCCCAGGAAGUCUCAAACUACGAUCAAGAGGGAUUGGACCUUUUGUUCGAUAACGACGAGACACAUUUCCCGGUCGCCGAGGAGCCUGUUGCCUCGCGCGUGCUCAAGGACUGUACGAAUACCAUUCAGUCACGCAAUACAGAUGUUCAGGACAAGAGGAAGCCAACUCCCGAACUAGCGAAACAAUCAUCGAGAUUAGAGGAGGUUACUACAGCACCUACCGCAUUGGACGCCUCACAGGACGCUGGGCUGAAGGAGAAGGGUGCCGAACUGGUGGGAGCUGAGGUACUCUCGGAAGACGAGUCUGAUAAUGUGCAGAUUGUCCGGAAGAGGACCAAGUCCAACACCAAGAAGACACGAAAGGAAGCCACGUCCCCAGUGGUACCGGAUGCUUCAGGUGACGACGAUGAGCCGAUCGUGCCGACAACAACGAAGAGGCUUGCUCAGAGGGCCAGUCGCAACGCUAGGGCAGCCAGUGCUUCAGUCGACCCGUCAUCUGACGAGGAGCCAGUUGUGGCCAGAAAGACGAAUCGACUGAUUCGAAUCGACACUCGCAAGACAGAGUCUGCCGAAACUUCACUGGACCUUUCCUCUGAUGAGGAGAUACGCCCUCGCCAGCGGUCCAAGAGAACAGCCCAACGCCACCGAAAAGAAGAGCCUGUCGUGAUGUCCCCCGAGGAGGAUUAUUCAGACCAAGCUCCGCCUGCGAAGGCGAAAUCAAAGCGUCGCCUGCGGAGCAAAUCUCGCGAUGACGAAGAGCUCGCGGCUCUACGGGACGACGACGACGACGACGAAGCAUCGGAAGACAUGCCUGCUCCGCCGCCCAAGAAGAGGGCGAGGAAGCGCGCCAAGGACAAGAGCGAGCAGGACGAUGAGUCGGCCACGUCGGCCAGAGAGGCCAAGCCGGCGCCGAGGCUAGCUCGCCUGAGCAAGAAGAGCGUCAAGAGUCGGGAGCUGAUCGGGUUCAAUUUCGAUGAGCCCAAGGGGCCGAUGACUUCGCUGAUAGGAGCCGCGAAGACUGUGGUCAGUAUUCAGAGUCGGAAUGCGAGCGACACGUCGGUGGAGAACAACAGGGAAGGAAGUGAUUCUCGUGCUCAGUUGGGUAACGAUAGAGCGUUGUCUGAUGUGCCUGCCGAGCCGGUUACGGCGACUUCGCCAAAGAGGAAGAGCGUCGAGCCUGUAGCCGUCGAGGUGGUCAAGCCUGUUGAGGAGGAGCCCGCUGCUGUGCAGGAAUCUGGUUGCAAACAGGUCUUGGAGAGCGCCCCAGCCACUGCCGCACCCAUCGCUAUUAAGGAGACGAUGGCGAUUGCCAGCAAGAUCAUUGAUGCUUGGGAGUCGCAGCACGGCAAAGCCACGAGUACGACCAUGGUACAGGAGCCAGCGCGGACGGUCAACGGGCUCGUGCUAGAUAGCGCGUCUGCAUCGGGGGCCAGCAUUGCCAAACAGACGGAGCAAACCAACAAAGCAAAUGAGUCAGCCGUGCAAGGCACCACCGAGGCUGUCCCGACGGUCCCUUCGUUGCCUCAAGGAGACAGCACGCUGUCUACAAAGUCGGCGCCGGCAGAGACUACAGCCGCAGAGCCAGACAAGACGGACGAGACCCCGUGCGAACCUCGAGACCGACCACAGCCACAGCCACGGCAACCCCCAGGGCGCCUCUUCCGGCGCCAAGCCUCGGUCGGCAUGCCGCCGCCGGCGCCGGCCGCAGGGUCUGGCGCGCCCCGCAUCGCCAACCCAGCCAGCCGCGGGCGCAAGGCGGCGCUCAAGUCGGACGCCGCAGGCCAGGUGCCGCAGUCGAUCCUGUCGGCCUCGACGCUGUACGGCGGCGCCGGAGGCGUCGGGGGCAGCAUGAUGGCGAUGAUGCAGAUGCAGAUGCAGAUGAUGAACGCCCAAGGCGGACCAGCAGCAGCAGCAGCAGCAGCCGCAGCGGCAACGGCAACGGCAGAAGCGCUGGAGCCGCCUCCGCCCAAGAAGGUCAAGAAGAUGACCUUUCCCGGGUUCCAGCCGGCCGGGGGCAGUGGGCCUUGGAGUAGGGAGGCCUUUGACCUGCUGGAGAUGGGAAGGCCUUUGUAG